Auxenochlorella protothecoides is the source of this 1308-nucleotide messenger RNA. Its product is annotated as Deoxyribodipyrimidine photo-lyase. The record is from RefSeq and is a predicted model, not a curated record. The transcript has 13 exons. Gene Ontology annotation, biological process: photoreactive repair. Lineage: Eukaryota; Viridiplantae; Chlorophyta; Trebouxiophyceae; Chlorellales; Chlorellaceae. The coding region runs from base 1 to 1308 and encodes 435 amino acids. Gene Ontology annotation, molecular function: deoxyribodipyrimidine photo-lyase activity.
AUGACUCGGGACCAACGAUCCAAGGAUAACUGGGCUCUCUUGCAUGCGGUGGACCUGGCCGCCAAGAAGGGAGUGCCAGUGGCUGUUGUGUUCAAUCUGGUAACGGCAUACAUGCACGCCGGCGCACGUCAGUUUGGCUUCAUGGUCCGGGGUCUGCAGCACCUGGAACAGAGCCUGGGCAAGCUCCACAUACCCUUCUUCCUCCUCAAAGGGGACCCUGUCGAGAACAUCCCCAGGAUCGUGAGGGACGCGGGGGCCGGAGCCCUGAUCACUGACUUUGGGCCUCUCCGUCUGGGCCGGCAGUGGCGUGCUGGGGUGGUAGAGAAGAUCAGCAUCCCGUUCUAUGAGGUCGAUGCACAUAAUGUCGUCCCCGUCUGGAUUGCCUCAGACAAGAGGGAAAGCGCGGCCCGGACCAUCAGGCCCAAGAUCACUCGCCUGCUGCCCGAGUUCCUGGUGGAGUACCCCGAGCUCCGAGCACAGACCGUCGGCUGGACCGGCAUGCCGCCCCCACGGGUGGACUGGGAUGGGAUCCUUGAGGAGGCAUUGUGUGGAAAAGGGGGCUUCCUCACGGAUCAGCGGCUUAAGAAGUACAAGUCAUUCAGGAACGACCCAGCCAUUCCAGAGGCCCUCUCGGGCCUAUCGCCGUUUAUUCAUUUCGGGCAGCUGUCGGCGCAACGGGCUGCCCUGGAAGCCAGGAAGCAUCGCGGCAAGCACAAGGAGUCCGUGGAUUGCUUCCUUGAGGAACUCAUCAUACGGCGGGAGCUAGCCGACAACUUCUGCCAUUAUGAGCCCGAGUAUGAUAACCACAAGGCAGCUGCAAAUUGGGCCCUGGAGUCCCUGAAGCUCCAUCAGAAGGACAAGCGGGAGUUCACGUACACCGAGGAGGAGUGGGAGAAGGGUAAGACGCACGACAAGCUCUGGAAUGCAUCUCAGUUGGAGCUCAUAUAUGGCGGCAAAAUGCAUGGCUUCAUGCGCAUGUACUGGGCGAAGAAAAUCCUGGAGUGGUCCAACUCAGCUGAAGAAGCCCUCAAGCUGGCCCUGUACCUGAAUGACAAGUACGAGAUCGAUGGACGUGACCCAAACGGCGUGGUAGGCUGCAUGUGGGCGAUCUACGGCAUCCAUGACCAGGGCUGGACUGAGCGUGCUGUGUUCGGGAAGAUCCGGUACAUGAACUACAACGGCUGCAAGCGCAAGUUUGACAUUGAGAAGUACAUCGCUCGGGUCGAGGUGACCGUGAGGGAGGCCCGCAAGGCGCACGGGAAGGUGCAGCCAAAGACGACAGCGGUGAUAGGCAGUAGCGAGGCCUGA